Panicum hallii is the source of this 366-nucleotide messenger RNA. Its product is annotated as peroxidase 5-like. The transcript has a single exon. Gene Ontology annotation, molecular function: heme binding; peroxidase activity. Gene Ontology annotation, biological process: response to oxidative stress. The record is from RefSeq and is a predicted model, not a curated record. The coding region runs from base 1 to 366 and encodes 121 amino acids. NCBI's taxonomy places the organism in Eukaryota, Viridiplantae, Streptophyta, Magnoliopsida, Poales, Poaceae. Gene Ontology annotation, cellular component: plant-type cell wall; plasmodesma.
AUGGCAUCUGGAGGAAGAAGGGGGCUGAGCGAGAGAGAGAAAGAGAGCAGGCACUUCCUUGGGAUAAGGAAGAGAGCAUGCACAUCCUCGCCGUCGCAUGCCCGCAACGCCACGCGCAACAUGGGCGGGAUCAUGUUCGCCAUACCGUUGGGCAGCCUCGACGGCCACGUCUCCAACACCUUCGGGGGCCCUCACCAACUUCCCCCGGCCUCCUUCAACCUCACCCAGCCUGUUGCAUGCUUCGCGUCCAAAAACCUCACCGCCACCGACAUGGUCACGCUCUUUGGCACGCACUCCAUCGGCCGCUCCCACUACUCCUCCUUCUCGGAUAGCCUGUACACGCAGCUGGACGCGGCCAUGGCCUAG